GAAGGGGAGGGGGGAUUGAACCCGGAAGUGGAAGGAAAGAGAAUAACGAAUGAGCUGUGAUACGGCAUUUCCCUUGUCCUAGUUCUUCAUAUUAUUUUUGAUAGAGGAAGAUGCUGAUUGAAGUUAAGUAGGGAACGGACUGGUAGCAAUUCGUGCCAGCGGGAAAACGGGGGUGGUUCGGACUGCAGGAUGGCUGAGAAGUUUGACAACCUGGAGGAACAUUUGGAGAAGUUCGUGGAGAAUAUUCGGCAGCUGGGAAUCAUUGUUAGCGACUUUCAGCCCAGCAGCCAGACUGGCCUCAAUCAGAAGCUGAACUUUUUGAUAAGCGGCUUGCAAGAUAUUGACAAAUGUCGACAGCAACUUCAUGAUAUCACUGUACCCUUGGAAGUUUUUGAGUACAUUGAUCAAGGGCGUAAUCCACAGCUUUAUACCAAGGAGUGCCUGGAAAGAGCUUUGGCUAAAAAUGAGCAAGUCAAAGGGAAAAUUGAUACCCUAAAGAAGUUCGUCACACAGAGAUGAACCUAGCAGAAGCAAAAGCCCAAGAAAAGAAUGCAUGGCUUGUGACAUGCCAGAUAAAAGGCUAUGUAAAAAAUGCCUGACAGAUGCGAGCGAACCAGCUCAAGAACAAAUGGCUAACAUGAUGGACUAGAUGCAAUCCACCUUCAAACAGUCCAUGGCUACAAUGGUGGAUGAAGUGACGGGUAAAGUCAUGAAAAACCUGACUAAACAGGGUGUUACACCACAAGCUAGUGAUAAGACCUCAGUUAGAGGAACUGAGGAUUUGGAAAACUCAAGCACCUCUGAAGGCGAGAUACCUCUCUCCGAUUCAGAAACAGAAGAGAUAGAGGAUACCACAUUCAACAUUGAAUUUAUUGAACCUCUGAUAAGGCACAUGAGGGCUACGCUGGACCUAGAUGAAGAAGAUCCCAUACCAAAACAAGACAAAAUGUUCAAAUCAAGUAAAAGGGCUCAAAUGUUCCCAGUACAUGAAGUUAUUUCCAAAAUGAUUCAAUCAGAAUGAGAAAAUCCAGACAAAACUGGGGGAAUCCAAACACUUUACUAAAAUGUAUCCUUUUUCGGAGCAAGAUGUAAAAAACUGGGUGUCUACACCAAAAGUGGAUGCUGCUAUCACCAGAAUAGCCCGGCGAACCACACUACCCGUGGACGAAGGAGUAUCCUUAAAAGAUGCCAUGGAAAGAAGGCAAGAUGCCAUAUUAAAAAAGAUGUUCUUGGAAGGAGGGAUGGCAUGCAAGAUUGUGGUAGCUACCACCUCACUGGCUUGAGCUAAUAGCAUAUGGAUUAUGGACAUUGAAAAUGCCAUCAAGUCAGGAGCAGAUAAAAGAUAUAAGAUAUAAAGACAGCUAACAACUUUACAGCUGAAGCUUCACUUGAUGGGUCGAGAAUGGCGGCUAAAUCAAUGGGAAUGGCAGUGGCAGCCAGAAGGGCAUUGUGGCUGCGUCAUUGGCAAGCAGACUCCCAGUCUAAGCACAAUUUAUGUUCUUUAGCAUUUAAAUGGAAAUUCCUUUUUGGAGAACACUUGGAUCAGAUCAUUUCUAAGGCUUCGGCCGGAAAAUCUGCUUUCUUGCCACAGGAUAGAAAGGAUAGAAAAGAUAGAAAGCCUUACAGGAAUUGGUCCAGGGAUCAAAAACCCUCCCUUCGUGACACAAAGCAGUAUAAGCCAGGAAAACCUUUUUUUCGACAACCUUGGGGAUCCAGGUUUUCAAAUCAAGAAAAAAAGAGAACAAAAAACAGAGAAAAAGUCAGCAUGAAGGUGCGCAAGCGCCUCUGGCCCAAGUGGGAGGCAGAAUACAAGCCUUUGGGGCAGUGUGGGCUCAACAUGUAACAGACUCAUGGGUCCUCAACACAAUUUCAAAGGGGUAUGUUCUUCACCUAAAAAAAACCCCCAAAAGGAGCUUCGUGUCAUCCGACAAGAGAAGAUCAGAACAAGACAUGAAAAACAUCAAAAUUGCCCUAUCAGAUCUUCUAACCAAAGAGUCAUAGAGGAAGUACCAAUGCAAGAACAUUUCUCAGGCAUAUAUUCUCACCUAUUUUUAAACCAAAAGCAAAAUGGAGCAUUUCGGGUGAUUCUCAACCUAAAGACCCUCAACAUCUAAAGGUACAAACCUUCAAGAUGGAGUCAAUGAGAACAAUCACCAUGCACUUCUGCCUUGGAGACUGGAUGGCAAAGAUAGAUCUCCUAGACGCAUACUUUCACAUACCCAUAUGGGAACCACACAGAAAAUUUCUCAGUUUCCCGAUUCUGGGGAAGCACUACUAGUAUCGAGCCAUACCCUUUGGCCUAUCAACAGGGCCCAGAGUUUUCACAAAAAUCCUGGCCCCACUACUGGAACAUCUCAGAGUAAAAGGAGUUCAAAUCUACGGAUACCUGUACAACCUUUUCAUCAAAGCUCCAACAUCCCAGAUACUGACCGAACACCUGAAGAUGGUGGAAUCCACCCUGUCGAAUUGGGGUUGGUUAAUCAACAGGGACAAAUCUGUACUAACAACAACCCAGGAAAUAGUGUUCCUGGGAACUUUGAUAAAUACAAAAGAAGGGUGUCUGAGCCUCCCUCAGGAAAAGAUACUCGACAUCCAGAGUCAAGUAAGACGACUCUGUUCAAACCCAAAUCCAUCGGCAAAAACUUGUCAGCAAAUUUUGGGGAAUUCUCUGUCAGAUGGAGCAGAAUCCACCUGCAAAGAGAAUUUCUGACACAUUGGAGCAAAGACCCCAACAAAUUAUCAGCCUAUCAAGAAACACUAUAGAGUCUCUAGCUUGGUGGCUGAAGGAACAGAAUUUGAAAAUACCAAUUUAGUUGAAACCUCGGAUCUGGGAAAUCAUCACCACGGAUGCCAGCAGAUUAGGCUGCGGAGCUCACUGUCGAGGCCUGACAUGCCAGGAUACUUGGGAAGACAGCAAUUGGAGAGAGUUGAAUGCAGUACUAUUGAGUCUGCCAAAAUUUCAGAGGAUCAUCCAAGGGCUUGAUGGCAACAUCCCAGAACAGGAAAAUACAGACAUUGUGCUCUUGGCGGAGAGACAGCCGAACGAAAUAUCGGGACGCUUUUUCAUUCCCCUGGAAAUUCCAAAUAGCGUACAUCUUCCCACCACUGGCGGUUAUUCUGAAAAUAAUACGGAAGAUCAGGAUGGACAGAGCGAGUGUGGUCAUGGUGACCCCCUAGUUGCCCAGAAGAGCCUGGUUUCCUAUCUUGAUGCAAUUAAAACAAGAGGAACCAUUUCACCUCCCCAUCCUACCAACGAUACUCCACCAAGGAGAAGUACUGAACCCAGACCCGAACAGCUGGUCACUAACGGCAUGGAAACUGAAAGGAUCAGGCUGAGCAAACUAGGGUUAUCCAAUGCUACAAUCACCACCUUCAAAAAAGAAUUCAACACACAUUAAAUAAGCAAAAUCCUGGGAAGUUUGCAAAAAAUGGUGUGAGGAAAAAGACCAUAACCCUGUCAUGGCCUCAGAAGUCAUCUUACUGAAAUUUCUCCAAGCAGGAAUGGACAGAGGGUUAAGCCUCUCCACCCUAAAAUAACGGCAAUAUCUUCAUACACCAGUAAGCAAUGGGCUUCUAACCAGCUUAUCAAAAAGUUCCUUCAAGGUCUAUAAAAGCUCAGACCCAUCAUCAGACCUGAAAUACCUCCCUGGGAUUUGUCCCUGGUUCUCAAAGCUCUGAUUGAAAGUUAGUUUGAACCAUUUGAAGAGGCAUCACUCAAAUUUCUGUGUCUAAAAACUGUUUUCUUGCUAGCCAUUACUUCAGCAAGGCGAAUAAGUGAGUUACAUGCACUAUCAAUAAAAACGUCUUCCCAGACAAAGUGGUACUGAAAACAGAGGAUGGAUUCUUGCCUAAAGUUUCCACUAGACUCCACCAGUGUCGAGAUUUAGUUCUGCCCACAUUGUACUCUGAUCCGAAAAAUCAACAAGAGGAGAAACUGCACACCCUAGACGUAGUCAGAUGCCUUCGUACUUACUUGGACAAGGUGGCAACCUUCAGAAAAACAAACUAUCUGUUGGUUACCAUUGGAGGCAGUAGUGCAGGAAAUAGAGCUGCUAAAAGUACUAUUGCUAGUUGGAUAAAACAAUGCAUUCAGAUGUCUUACUCAUUGCAGACAGCACCUGGGCCAGCACCGAGAGCACACUCUACCAGAGGGAUGGCAGCAUCCUGGGCACUCAGAGCCCAGGUAUCCGCAGAAAAAUCUGCAGAGCAGCUACUUGGUCUUCAUUUUGUACAUUUUCUAAACAUUAUAUGUUCGAUACUUACUCCAAAGAUCUGGCCAGCUUUGGUCACUCCAUUCUGGAUGCGGCUACUUCCAUUAAAUAAUUCUGCAUUU
This is a messenger RNA of Xenopus laevis (African clawed frog), 4333 nucleotides long. RefSeq names its product mediator of RNA polymerase II transcription subunit 10-like (gene med10.L). The record is from RefSeq and is a predicted model, not a curated record. NCBI's taxonomy places the organism in Eukaryota, Metazoa, Chordata, Amphibia, Anura, Pipidae. Gene Ontology annotation, cellular component: mediator complex; nucleus. The transcript has 4 exons. Gene Ontology annotation, molecular function: transcription coregulator activity. The coding region runs from base 190 to 519 and encodes 109 amino acids. Gene Ontology annotation, biological process: regulation of transcription by RNA polymerase II.